CCCCAGAACCUGCAGGGGUCCUGGGUGGAGCUGCACUUCAGCAGCAAUGGCAGUGGCAGUGGCAGUGGCAGCUCGGUGUCUGGGGGCAGCCAGGAGCAGGUGCCAGCCUCGCUGUCCAUCCACAACGGGGACAUGGAGAAGAUCCUGCUGGACGCCCAGCACGAGUCGGGCAGGAGCAGCUCCAGGGAGAGCUCCCACUGUGACAGCCCCCCUCGCUCGCAGACCCCCCAGGACAGCCACAGGGCCCUGGAGCUAGAGAGCCACAGCAGCGGGGAGAAGAACAGCUUCCAGUCCGAGGAGGAUUUCCUGGAGAGGAGGAGGGAGGUGGAGCGGCUGCUGCGCAAGAACGCGGACUGGAUCUGGGACUGGUCCAGCCGGCCCGAGAACAUCCCACCCAAGGAAUUCCUCUUCAAGCACCCCCGGCGCACGGCCACGCUCAGCAUGAGGAACACCAGUGUCAUGAAGAAAGGGGGGAUUUUCUCUGCAGAGUUCCUGAAGGUUUUCCUCCCAUCCCUGCUGCUCUCUCACCUGCUGGCCAUUGGACUGGGGAUUUACAUUGGCAGGCGCCUGACCACCACAGCUUCCAGCAGCACCUUCUAGAGGCACGUGGCUGGAGGAGCUGGAGCAGACAGACUCAGCUGGAGCACAGGAGGUGCAGAGGAGGGGGAGCUGGUCGUGGCGCUGUCGUGUGUGUGUCCUGUCCGUGUCCUGUUUUAGUUUAGUCUAAAAAUGGGAGGGGAGACGCUGGAGCUCCCGUGUCACAUAGAGCCUGCUGGAUCAGUCCCUGCUGGAUCAGUCCCUGCUGGAGCAAUCCCUAGAGCACGUGGCAGAUGCUGUAAUGUCCCUUAGUGCUUUGUAGUGAAGUACCUGAGAAUUAGAGCAGCUCCGUGUUGAAACCAGCCCCAGCUUUCAGCAGCCCUUGUGCUGGGCCCUGUCCCUCCCCUGUGCUGGGAGUGUUGUCACUGUCCCCACAGGGAGGGAGGAGCCCAAACUACGAGUGGCCUUACAGAUUGAUCCGGGAAUUCCCAGGGCUGGCCCGGCCCCGGGCACUUUUAACUCCGGCAGUUGUUGCUUUGUUCAUUGGGUGGGAGGUCUAAGGUGUUGAGAGACAGUGGGAAGAGAUGAGCACGUGGGUAAAACUCCAUCAGUUUGUCCUAGUUCAGAGGUAGAAUUUGGAUUUAGUGCCUACUAAAAGCUGCUUUUGCCAGGACAUUUCUUGAAGCCCUAGCAGUUACUCCAA
Ficedula albicollis (Collared flycatcher) is the source of this 1240-nucleotide messenger RNA. It is a transcript of the gene BNIP3, whose product is annotated as BCL2/adenovirus E1B 19kDa interacting protein 3. Gene Ontology annotation, cellular component: nucleus; mitochondrial outer membrane; mitochondrial envelope. The record is from RefSeq and is a predicted model, not a curated record. Lineage: Eukaryota; Metazoa; Chordata; Aves; Passeriformes; Muscicapidae. The transcript is spliced from 6 exons. Gene Ontology annotation, biological process: mitochondrial outer membrane permeabilization; positive regulation of apoptotic process. The annotation marks the transcript as partial.